CGACCAAAGUGGUCGCCGUCGGCACGAUGCAACAGCAGCGCCACGACAUCCUGACGAAAAUGGCGGCAUGGAGCAUCCAAGCUCCCGUGAAUCCGCACAACGUCAUGGCAGAGCACGCGAGCGCCCCGCUGUCCAAGAUUGACGGCGAGCGCGACGUUAUGGCCGAGAUCAAGUGCGAGUUUCAGUUUGCGUUUUCCGGCAAUUCGCAGGCAUCGUCGACCCAACCUGGUGCCAACAGCGAAGUGUCCAAGAAGUCGCGUUUCCAGAACCCCUUCUCGUACCUCAAACAGUCCGCAUCGUCCUCAUCCAAAGAAGUAUUGAGUGACGGUGGUGCACCCGCGACUCCCGUCGACCCUCCUUCAUCAUCUUCGUCGUCCGGAAGCAAUAGUCGUUCCAAGCCCGACUACAAACUACCUGGGAGGCUCAUGAUGACGUCGUACCGCAUGCAGUUUUACUACCACCCGUCCAUGUCCGAAGGAGAGGCCGACGCCGCUGCAUUUCAAAGUCUCCUGCGUCGCUUUCGCACGUUGCGCCGUGUCCACGAGUAUUGCACGGUGGCGUUGGGAACGAUCUUGCGCGUCGAAAAGUCUGAAAAGUACCACAGCUUGGAAGUCGAGACGAAGGACCACCGCAAGUUUCACCUGUCGUUCCACGGACAGCCCGAGAUUCUCCUCAAAGUGCACGAGCUCCUCGUGUCGUAUGCGUUUCCGUCGUCCUUCGAGUACGUGUUUGCAUUUUGCCAUCGCUUGCCGAGAAGCAUGGCGAUUCUCGACACGACGUACGCGGCGGAGAAAAGUGCCGACGAAUGUCUUCCACUGCAGACUGAUUGGGACGUGUACUCACCCCACGCCGAAUGGCGCCGCCAAGGGCUGUUGGACAAUUUAAAAUGGCGCAUAUCGAACGUCAACCAGGGCUACGGCAUCGUCCCGAGCUACCCAUCGCAGUUGGUGGUCCCCGCGUCCAUCCCAGACGAGGUUCUCGUCGAUGCUGCAGGGUUUAGAAGUAUUGCGCGCAUUCCCUGUAUCACGUGGGUUCACCCUGGACACGGGGCGUCGCUAUCGCGGGCAAGCCAGCCAAAGAUUGGCAUGUCAAAUGCGUUCUCGGUUUCAGAUGAAGACUUGGUGGCGGCGAUCGCCAACGCAAACCCCAACAACCAAACCAUUCAUAUCGUCGACUGCCGACCCAUGUCGAGUGCGAUGGCAAAUCGAGCCAAAGGGUACGGCGUCGAAAGCUCGCUACGAUACAAGCAAGCAGUUGUGGAGUUUAUGAACAUUCCCAACAUCCACACAAUGCGCGACAGUGCGAAGAAACUCAAGCACUUGUCGCUGUCGCUCACAUGCGACAACCUGAACUGGUACGCGGACGUUGAGGACACCAAGUGGCUGUACUACGUCCGCGUGUGCUUGAAAGCGACGUUGCAGAUCGUGGACUUGAUUCAUUUACAAAAAGCGUCCGUGCUCGUCCACUGCAGCCACGGGUGGGACCGCACGUCGCAGUUGUGUGCCCUCGCCCAACUCUGCCUGGAUCCAUUCUACCGCACGAUUCAAGGAUUUCAGGUGCUCAUCGAGAAGGACUUUCUCUCGUUUGGCCACCCGUUUCAAAUCCGCCUUGCGAAUGGAGCCAAGCACACGGGCGAUUACUCCCCCAUUUUCCUCCAAUUUCUCGACUGCGUCUGGCAACUGCAGCAACAAUACCCGACCUACUUCGAAUUCAAUCAAGGACUGCUUUGUCUUUUGGCGGACGAAUUGUACUCCUGUCGGUUUGGAACGUUUUUACUCAGCUCCCAGCAAGAUCGCGAAGCCAUGCUACUCCGUGACAAGACCACGAGCAUUUGGACCUUCCUCAAUGGCUACCGCAGCGUGCUGUUGAGCCGGACGUUUGUUGGUGAACAAGUUCUCUUGCCAACUCAAUCGAGUCUACUGCGCGGCGUCUCGAUCUGGCCUCAUGUAUUUCUCCGUUGGAGCGCUCAAGCGUCCGCAGUGGACGCCCCGUGUGCCAACAGUCAAAUUUUCGUCGACAACGAGCUGCGACAUCCGAGCUGGCGACUCUCCCACAGCAUCUUGUCCUUGUUGUCCGAGCUUAAUCCGUCCAAGCAGUAGGGUGCCGUCGUCGUUGCUCGAUGGAGUAUCGGGACACAAUCACCUUCGUUUUGCAACAUUCAUGCUGCCUUCAAACAAUUAGCUAUUUCUUUGCAGGGGCGGUCGGCGCA
Messenger RNA from Aphanomyces invadans, 2209 nucleotides. RefSeq lists its product as hypothetical. Gene Ontology annotation, biological process: dephosphorylation. Bases 27 to 2099 code for a protein of 690 amino acids. The transcript has 9 exons. The record is from RefSeq and is a predicted model, not a curated record. NCBI's taxonomy places the organism in Eukaryota, Oomycota, Saprolegniomycetes, Saprolegniales, Verrucalvaceae. Gene Ontology annotation, molecular function: phosphatase activity.